Molecule: messenger RNA, 5011 nt
Organism: Glossina fuscipes
Lineage: Eukaryota; Metazoa; Arthropoda; Insecta; Diptera; Glossinidae
Gene: Vlet
Product: COMM domain-containing protein 10
Exons: 2
Coding region: 626-1186 (186 amino acids)
Source: RefSeq, a predicted model, not a curated record
UAUAUAGAUAUAUAUUAAUAUUAUGUAUUUUAUAUAUGUAUGUUCUUACCAAUAGUUUUCUUCAUAACGCAAAUUAUCUGGACAUUCGAGUAAAAUAAUGGCGUUAACGGUGAUAACUUUCCAACAAUAUGAAAAAAGCUAAAGAAAAAAUCGUGUACGAAAAUUUUCUUUGUGAAAGGUUGUUAACAGUUUGUUAAGCUGUUUUAGUCUUCUUUUUGUAAUCAAUUUAUUUCAACAUUAUGAGUUUUAAUUGAAUUGGACCGGUAAAUUCAUCUUGUGACCGUAAUGCAAAUUUAAGUUUCAGUGCUUAUGAAAAUAAUCAUAAUGUGAUAACGACUGACAGUGAGAAAAAUUUAGGCUAGAAAAUAUGAUUGUUCUAGGAAAAUUAGAACGGCUGAUUGUCAUACAGUAAAUCGACGCCAUUUUCACGGUUCGAUGAACUACCCCUAUUAUCAAGGAUAUUCGCUAUUAAGCGAAAGAUGUUGUCGAGCUAAACAUUCAGAUCUUGAGAUUUAUAGGAAAUAAUCUGAAGAAAAAAAAAAGAGAUGCACGUGAAGGCAUAAAAAUUAUAAAUUCUCUGCCUUAUGCCACAUUCAGUACGGUAUUGCAAUAUGUUCAUCGUCAGAUGUUGAGCAGCAGUCAAAAUGCGGCUGAGACUAGAAGUGAACAGAAGUCGUCAGCUGAGCUGGAAAAUGAAAAUGCUUUGGAAGAAUUGGAACAUUUGGUUGGCAUACCCCGCCCCGACUUCUUGUUGCUUAUAAAGACGUUUUCCUAUAUUUUACGAAGAAUUAACACCUAUAUUAUUAAACCUUCAUUGCUGCAAGCGGAAUUGCGUGAAAAAUUGAAAUUGCAAGAUGACGCCAAAAUAGACGCCAUUGUCCGACUUUGGGUUAGACAAACUACUCCUAUUAUGAAUAAUUUGGCGGACGAGCGCUAUGAGUCGAAUGAAAUUGCCGACGUAGCGUGGAAACUGAACGUUGAGAUUUCCUCGCAUUGUCAGCAACGUGAAAAAUCUCCUUUAGCAAUUCUUCAACUAAAAACAGGAGCUGGCGAAGACAUCACUUUGGAGAUGAAUCAUGCAGAAUUAUCAGAACUAUAUCAUCAAUUUGAAUGCAUCCAAAGCGAGUUGGAUGCAAUAUGGUCCCAAGAACACUUACAAAUCAAACAGAACACAAAAGAAAUUUGAUGGGGUGAGUGUAGAGAAAAAGAUUGAGGAGAAAAGCAUAAACAGUUAUGUUGUUUAAAAUUUAUUUAAAAAUUAAACUAAGAAUCUGCUAGGAAUUGAAAAGUGUAUUUAGUUUGAUUCUCUAUAGGGAUCAAAAAAUACUUGCUAGAAUUAUCUCAUUCUGGCUCAAAUUAUUCAUUGAAUUUCUAUUUAUUUGAGUUUAUAAGCGACAACCGAUUAUUUUUUUACGACCGAAUUUGUGUUGAUUUAUGGUUGUAUGCUGAACAUACUCAACCAAAGCUUUUGUGAAAUUAUUUUCUUAAAUAGGCUGAGAAUAACAGGAAAAAAAGAAACCAAACGAAAACAAAUAGAAGUAAUGAAAUGAAAAAGCAAUGUUUACCUUCUAAUAAGGCUGUCAACGGUGUUUUUGGCAUCCCCUUUAGUGCCAAUAUUCCGUGGCUAUUCGGAAUUUAUAGAGAUGAAAAUGGUCUUAAGUCCAGCGUUCUGAUGCUUAUACAUGCAUUUAUUUGUAUAUUCACUGAAUAUGUCUAAGUAUAUUUGUUUAUAAUGCUUAUUUUGUAAUGUUAAAUUCUUCAGAUGCACUUAAGUUUUUCCGCCAUCGUUUAGCUUGUAACGUAAAAUGAGCUAAAAUUACGAAUAAUUACAACAAAAAAGAUUAUUUAUUUCAAAAAAGUAAAGAAACGAAACGUCCGAGUCGCUUCCACUAAAAGCGUCAAUUUGUGACGCCGACAUCCAUUUUGUCUCUCCUUACAAUUCGCACUUUCCUUCUUUAUCUCAGCAAAGACAAGGGGAUGGUUUCUUAUUAAAGACAUUACUUUUCAUAUAUAUACAUUCUUCUUUUUCUGAUUUUAUUACUUUUUGUUUUACUUAUAUCAAUGUUAGUUGUAUGUUAACCACAGUGCGUAUCUUAUAACCCAUUUGGUUUUAAUUAUUUAAAGAGAGACGUAUAUAUAUCAAUAGUAAGAACUAGUGCGGGGGGGAAAGAAAAUUACAAAAAGCAUAUAAUAAUAUCCAAACUACAUAAGUUCCGCGCACCCUUCCAAAUCACGUACAAUGGACGUAUUACCAGGUGGUGCCGGCAUAGCGAACGUUUUAACUAUAUUUAUCACCUAUAUAUUUGAUUAUCGUCUUAUCUUGCCGUAAUUUUAAAAAUGCAGCAUUAAGCUUCCUGGCAGCCGAUAUUCAGCCAAGUUUUCAUGUUCUUGAAAUACGCACUCAUGAUUUUAUUGCGUGACAUUAUUGAAUUUAAUUCUACCAGUACAAAUUUUUCCUUAUUCAUAUAGCACAUCGUACUGAUAUCGACCACAGAAAUUGGAAUCUGUUAAGUAAAUGCCAACUUAAUAACAAUACCCGGAAAGUCCUGAAGGCUAUCAGGCAGAUCAUUUAUGAUGGUACUGGGACGGUUUAACCGUUUGUGAAGAACAUUUAGAAGCAUGGUUGAUUUCAGCUUGUUGAAUUUUGUUAUUAUAAUUGACGAUAUUGGGUUAAGGCCAGCUAAGAUAGUAUCAUGUGAUGCGUUCAGGGUCUUGUGAAGUCUUAAGGGUAGUUGUUAGAUUAUCAAAUAUAGACGGUAAGCUUCCCACAUCCACAUAACAAGCCAGAUUACCAUCGCGACGUCCAUUAGCAGUAAUUUUAUUUUUGCACGGUGUACAGAUGUACGAACGAUAUGAGUCCGAAGGCGGAAGUUUUCUUAUAUAUGCUUUUUAAAGAUUUACUAACAAUUGUUUGUUUAUUAUUGAGUUUGUCUUAAUUAUUGACUGGAUCUGAAUAAAGAGAUCUUAUUUAUUGUAUCGGUAUUACUGAAAAAAUACUUUUGUUUGCUUUUCUAUUAACAUAACUUUUUAAAUGUUAUGUGUUAUGGCUAUUAUAAAGAUAUAUAAGGUUGCAAGUGCUAAUGUAAAGUAACGUAUUGGAAAAUUUUCUUUUUCAAGCUCUUAAAAAAAAAACUUAAUUAUGUUACGCAUUAAAAGUAACGUUUCGUAUUAUUUUAUUAAUUGACAGUUUUCGCUAUGCAUUUACGUACCUAUCUACGUAGGGUCUUUUUGCUUUUUUUUUUUUUGCCCAUAUUUUCGAUUUCUUGAACAUUUAGCAUAUUGCCUUUCCCCGAAUCACUUUUCUAGUGCAUCUAUUUCUUUCCAAUGCUUGGAAGCGGUAUGCCAACGGAUGGAUUAGGUUGGCUGAUGCUGACUUGACGCUUUAAAUAAAAUUAACGCGUUUUCACGUCACUUUAUUUCUCCGAAACAGUGUCUUUUUUCAUCGUCAACUCAUUACAUAGCUAAAUAAUAAAAUGAGGAAUGAAAUAUAUAUAUAUAUAUAUAUAUAAUGCAGGGAAAAGGAUUAAAUUGACAUUAAGUUUGGGUCCACUACAAAUUGCCACAACGACAGGCUGUCGCUUGCUGGUUGACCUUUAUCUGUCCCCUUCGCAUUUUUCAUUUCAUUUCAUUUAGUUUAUCCUAAUGUAACUCUCAUCAUAUAGAAAAAAAACUCGCAACUAACAAUUUUGUGUAUAACUUGCACAAAAUUGAAUAAAAAUUAAUUUAAUGACUCUAAGACGUGUUACUUGAGUGACGAUUCUUGAGUAAGAAGGCAUUGCUUAUGUUGCCACAUCCUUGGAAAUUUGUUCUUCUGCUCUCUCUAUUUCUCACUCUCAUAAAUCUAUUGCCUUUAUCUCAUUGAAAUGCAAAAUUUUAUUUGCGCAAUGUACAUGAGAUUUACUUAUACUAUUCAUAUAAAAUUCUAUGCACAUUGCACAUAAAUCUCUUUCUCUCACAUUAACUUAAUGACUGUUUCCAUGUUUUAUGUUUUUCAAAUAUCAAACGUUCAAUAAAUAUACCGCGUAUGCAUCGUUAACACAAAAAAGACUAAUUUGAACGCAAAAAGAAUUUAUAUUGAGUGUUUCCUGUCAAUAUCGAGCAUUUUCUAUUUUUCGUAGACAUAGGUACAUGUAUUUCCCCGAAAAUUAAAAACAAAGAAGAAUACGGUUGAAUUAGAAAAUGUCAUCCGUUUUCAUAUAUUUUGCGAAGGCACCUUUCAAGCACAAUCAGAAAUUGGAAAUCGCUUUAUAUUUAUCGCAAAGGUAUGCGUACGUGAAGACAUAUUUUCCUAUAUAAAUUUAAUACUUGAUAAUGUAGUUAGAGCUGGGGCUGAAUUUUUUUCUCUCUUUGACCAGCUCAGCUAAAUUUGCAAAAAAAAACAAAAAGAACAAUUAGGGAAUAAGUAAAACGUACAUCAAUAACGGCAUGACGUAGGUAAGUAGGUUAUUAUCUUUUCUUUUAUUUCCAUUUUUUUUUAUUUUUUUUUUUUAUAUUUAAUUUAAAACAACUUCGCUAAGAAACGAAACAAUUCUUUAUAAUUCAGGUUUUCACAACACCACUCCUGUGGUUAAAGCUCGACUCCCUUUGCGAUCAGCAAACGAGAGAAAAACCACCACCGAAUUUCUUCGCAUGAUUUUUCUCUAUCUCUGCUCUUUUACAUACCUCUAACGGCAUGCCGUUAUUAUGACAUUCGUGGUAAAAGGGAAGUGACAGAUAACCUUCCUGAAUUUUGUUCGCGGACGUUACAAAUUUUUUUUUUUCUUCAAAGAAAUGGUUUAUCUUAAGUCUAGCUUAUUCAAUAAACAGCUAAACCCAAUAAGUCUUUUUAUUAUUAGUUUUUAUCUUCAUAUAUUACACUUCCUGUUGCAUUGAGUCUUCACGUUUUAAGCUUCUUUUUUUUUUUUAACUUAUGCUUAUAAACUUUUAAACUUUUCUUGGCCAUGUAUCUUCUAACAUUUUUUGGCGCACUUUCAAUCGCUUGCCUUCAUCGCAAUUUUGUUCCCGACUGCCU